Ambispora leptoticha is the source of this 1113-nucleotide messenger RNA. Lineage: Eukaryota; Fungi; Glomeromycota; Glomeromycetes; Archaeosporales; Ambisporaceae. The record is from the annotation of a GenBank genome assembly.
AUGAACACACUACCGAAUGGAAAUCAUAUUGGAGGCAACUACGCUUCUUAUCGUAGCUCACCAGUGAGAGUCUCCUCAAGGCGCAUAACUAGUCGACGUGCAUUCGCCAACUCACACCAUAACUCUUUAAAAGGGAACAAUUCAAGGGUCGUUGCAACUAGGCAGAGUUCAAUUGAUUCUUCAAUAGAUGGCAAAGCAAUCCGAAGUAGGCGGUUUUUUAGUAACGGCCCCUUCACGAAUCGUGGGUCUGCCAUAGAGGGUACUUCAGAAAAAUCUAUUAUUUCCGAGGAAAGCAACUCGGAGAAUUAUGACAUAGAAGAAAAAAAUUGGAAAGAAGAGCGUAAGAUCAGGGAGAGAAGGCUUGCAGAAAUUAAAGUAGAACAUAACGCGAUUAAGAAGAGGUUUUUCGAAGCCAAGGAAAAAGACUUAGAUAAGGAAAAAGACGAUAUAUUGCAUUUUUUGCAUCCUGAACUUGUGCGAUUAAAUGAAAAAAAAGAUGAAGAUCGUCAACGUCGUGAAGUAAACGCAGAACGAAGACGAAAAUUACGAGAUGAAGCGAUCGAGAUAAAUUUUGAGGCACAAAUAAGUCACUCGACGGGACAAUAUAUGGAUAAACGACGUGCUCUAAGAAAAUCUAUGCUGCAGGAGAUGCUAUCAAAAAAAAAUCGAUUAAUUUAUGAAUAUUCACAGAGUAAACUAAAAUCAAAAGAGAUGACUUCAAUAGAUGAAAAAGAAGAAACAAUUAUCAGAAAGAUGGAAGAUGAUGUUUCGCCAGAGUCUCUGGAAGAACAACAACAAGAAGAAGACUUGAGAUUAAUUCGUGAAUCGAUACAGAGUAAUAUGAUGUUGAUGACAAAUCCAACGCCAAAACCUACAACACCUUCAAUUUCUACGCCUAUAUCGACGUUGUCGAAUUCACAAUCGACAAGAUCUAUAGUCUCCAAUAGUACGCAAAAUCAAUCAGCUCGUGAUUAUCCGGGGAGAGAAAAUAGUGAAAUCCCAAUAAUGCUUAAUAAAAAUAUUUCAAUCGUUAAUGCAUGGCUCGCAACGGAAGAAGGUUACGAAUCAGAUAAAGAUAAUAAUUCUCAUCAACAAAACCUAUCGGCCAAAUGA